Molecule: messenger RNA, 5758 nt
Organism: Nerophis lumbriciformis (worm pipefish)
Lineage: Eukaryota; Metazoa; Chordata; Actinopteri; Syngnathiformes; Syngnathidae
Product: 5'(3')-deoxyribonucleotidase, mitochondrial-like
Biological process (GO): pyrimidine deoxyribonucleotide catabolic process
Cellular component (GO): mitochondrion
Molecular function (GO): 5'-nucleotidase activity
Source: RefSeq, a predicted model, not a curated record
CAAGUUCAAUAAUAAAUAAAACAAAAGUGUUAUAACUUGCAUCAAGUUCAAUAAUAAAUAAAAAAAAAUGUAAGAACUUGCAUCAAGUUCAAUAAUAAAUCAAAUAACUUGCAUCAAGUUCAAUAAUAAAUCAAAUAACUUGCAUCAAGUUCAAUAAUAAAUAAAAUAAAAGUGCCACUUUGCAAUCUUUGCAAAAAAAAAAAGGAGGAGCUAUGCAUUUGGCAAGACAGGGCAAGUGACAGCACUUUGCCCCAGGAGAGCCACCUUGCUUCACUGUGAAACAGCACGGCUGUAUGAUCAGCCCCCAUUUCCUCACACAGUGCAGAGAACAGUCGCACUUUCAGUGGUCGUGUUUUGAUCAAAUUUACCGCGCUCACAACAUCUGUUAAAACCUCAUUGAGUUCGGGGCUGAGCUGCCUUGACGCGAGUGCUUCCCGGUGAAUGACACAGUGUGUGCCCGUCAGAUUUUUGUUUCUCUGCAGGCGCUGGCUCUGGCUCAACGACCUUUGAGGUGCGAGUCACAAAUGAAUAUAUUUGUGUAAUUGUGGUCCACACAUUAGCCUGCUACCCAUCUGCGCGAAAGUUUGUUCCGCUUAGCCCUGCCCCCAUUAGUUACUGUUGCUAUGGCUGUCAAACUUUCGCUCGUACCGAGAAAUAUAAAGCCUACAGUAAAAAUGAGUACCGGUAAUUUCCAUUUAUUUAUAUAGCGGAUUUCACAGACAGAAUCACAAAGUGAUUUACAGUGUGUAUAGAAAAUGAAAGCAUAGUAAAAAAAAAUAAUCUAAGAAUAUAAUAAUUAAAAAUACAAUUUAAAGUGAAAUUUCCUCCCGUUCCUCGCGCCCCACCUGUCAUGUCUCUAUUCCCCACCAGUGGGGCGCGCCCCACACUUUGAGAAACGCUGGUUUACAUGUAUAACUUUCUAGGACGUGUUUUAUGCCACUUCUUUUUCUGUCUCAUUUUGUCCACCAAACUUUUAACGUUGUGCAUGAAUGCACAAAGGUGAGUUGUGUUGAUGUUAUUGACUUGUGUGGAGUGCUAAUCGGGCAUAUUUGGUCACUGCAUGACUGCAAGCUAAUCGAUGCUAACAUGCUAUUUAGGCUAGCUAUAUGUACACAUUGCAUCAAUAUGCCUCAUUUGUAGAUAUAUUUGAGGUCAUUUAGUUUCCUUUAAGUCCUCUUAUUUCAAUUUAUAUCUCAUGACACACUAUCUGUAUGUAAUAUGGCUUUUAAUUUUUUUUGCUGCUCCAGACCGAUUUGUUUUUGUAUUUUUGGUCCAAUAUGGCUCUUUCAACAUUUUGGGUUGCCGACCCCUGGUAUAUACCAAUGUGAAAUUUCCGUACUUAUUUAUUAUGUGCUCAUUGAAUUCGCUUACGUUAUCUACAUUCUUUUUUUUUUUUUUUUUUUUAAUAAGUGCCAAUCUAUUUCUGGCCUUACCAGCAUACAGUACAUGGAACUAUCACUGGGUAAGCCACCGUUGGGCUUGUCUUUGUAUCAAAUAUUCCAAUUUCUCUAGCCGCGUUAUUGCAUAUUUCCCUGAACAUAACCCUUUGACUCCUCCCACUCUCCCAGCACUCCUCCAGCACAACCAUAGUUGAGUGUGAAUCAUCAUGUCCCUGCAGACGUGUCCAAUAUUUCUUUAUUAAUGUUUCAGAUAUUUAAUGGCAUUUGUCCCAUCUCCACUAGAAGUGCUGACACUGGUGAAGUUUUAAAAGCACCAUUGCACACUCUUAACGCUUGCGCUUGCACAACAUCCAACUUUUUGAUUAAUGAUUUUGCUGCUGAACAAUAGUCUUUGUUUUCUCCACUGAAAAUCGGAAUCCCCAAUUAUUCCCCCCACUCCACCACCUCAUCAAUCGCUCUUUGCAUUUUCAAAACAUGUCCCAUAUUUCUUCCCCUCUUCCACAAAGCCCCAUCAUUAGCAAACAGUGACCUCCCUAUAUCUUGUGGUAUUUAAACAAAUAUAUCAUUGUUCAUAAUAUUAAACAGCAGUGGACUUAUAACACUACCUUGUGGUGUCCCAUUUCUCACCUCAUGUUGUCUGGACGGAUCCUGAUUAAUUUGUACCUGCAUUUUCUUUUUUCCAUAAUCAUCGAAGUGAGUAUGACAAUCCUCCUGGUAGGUGGCAUCCCUUUAUGGAGGAUGCCUGUGCGUGACUUUGUUUAACGUGGGGAGACUGGUGCACAGACAGUCACCACACGAUCCUUGACAGAUCCGGGUCAGGGUCCAGUGGCAUGGAGUCCAAGACGACUGGGGACCCUUUUCUACUGCAGCCUUCAUCCGCCAUCCCAGCCGUUGUGACGCUCUAUAGGGUUAGCAAUCAUCCUCCGCCUGUUCCAUCGUUAAGGUCUUGGGUUGUUAUUUCCCCAUAACUGGGCCCACAUGGAUAUGGGGGGGCCUUCUUCCGCCAUAGCAGCCGUUGUGGUGGUUCUUACAUCUACCGUCUUCCGCCUGCUCCGCCGUUGAGGUCUUCACCGUAUCCCUGGCUAGGGGACAGUCAGGUAUACUAGGCCAUUGCCAAGGGCCACCUGGGGUCACAGUAGUCAAGGGGUUCACCUCCUAGUGCCCCAAGACCCCUUAGAGGAGCCUCCACUGCCAGAUGCACUUUAACAUCAUGCCCAGGACAAAUGUUUUCCAUAACCCCAUUCACAAAGCAGUCAGAUGUUUAUCUCCCACACCUCUCCAUGUUUUUCCACGUCCUCUUACUGCUGAAGAUUCAGCCAUCCCUUCCACUCCUCUCCUACUGUCUAUCCACAUCGUGCAAAAGUUUAUACUUGAUGUUUGUUUGUAGUUUCAUCAUCAUCAUCAAUCUUUAUUGAAGACUUUAAGAUCCAUUAAACAUAUAAAAACACAAUACAAAACAUUAAAAACAAAACAAUAAAACAUUAAAAACCAAACAAUAAAACUAAAGCCCAAAUGUCAGUUUCUGACAUACAAAGUUUGUUAGUCUCUCCGUCUCCAACUGUCCGCCUCCCUAGCCGCGAAGAAAAACGGAUGUGACGUCAUAUGCAACACUCCUAUAGUGCAAAAUAAGCAAAAAUAAAACAAACAAAAAUUAUGAUUGGUUAAAUGUCCAUCCAUACAUCCAUUUUCUACCGCUUGUCACUUUAGGGGUUGCGGGGGGUACUGGAGCCUAUCUCAGCUGCAUUCGGGCGGGAGGCGGGGUACACCCUGGACAAGUCGCCACUUCAUCGCAGGGCCAACACAGAUAGACAGACAACAUUCACACUCACAUUCACACACUAGGGCCAAUUUAGUGUUGCCAAUCAUCCUAUCCCCAGGUGCAUGUCUUUGGAAGUGGGAGGAAGCCAGAGUACCCGGAGGGAACCCACGCAGUCACAGGGAGAACAUGCAAACUCUACACAGAAAGAUCCCGAGCCUGGGAUUGAACUCAGGACUACUCAGGACCUUUGUAUUGUGAGGCACAUGCACUAACCCCUGUUGCACCGUGCAUAAUUGUCAUUCAUUUUAAUUUGGCUUGUGUCCAUAGGUGACAUUACAUAACAUCAAGUGGUUACAUUGAUUUGCACAAUUCACACAUAUCUGAAACAGAGUACAAUUUAACAAUGUAUACAAAUACUAUAGUACAAGAAAAUGCAAUCAACAACAAAUACAGUAAGCAAAAUAAAAUCACUAAAGCAGUGAUUCUGAAACUGUGGCACGUGGACUUUUAUCUAGUAGUACACUAAAGAAGUCUGUAAAUAUGUAUUGUAUAUGCAAUAUCAUUGUUGAUGAUGUUUGUGCAUUGUGUGUGGCCAAAAUAGUACAAAUGCAUGUUAAAUAAAACGUAUGCCUUGUUUUUAAUGAAUACUUUGGCCUACUACACUACUGUAUUUUAAUGUUGUUAAUUUUGGUGUUUUUUGUUGAGGUUGUACUUGGUGAAAACAUUUCGAGUAUCAUAAAAAGUAAUUGAAUAAUAAGUAAACACAUACAAAUACGACAACUGGCUAUCAUUCAAAUCAUUUCACGUAUGCCACAGAAGCCAUCCUGUGUGUGUAAACAAUAUGUAAACACUAUUAACAAAACACACACACACACACCGAUAUUUUAGAAAAUAAACAGCUGAAAAAUAUCGAUCUCAUCAUACUAGUAUCGAUCUAAUCCUGAUAUUACCCUUGGUAUUGAUCGAUAUUUGGAUCGAUCCGCCCACCCUUACUGUACAGUUUGUUCCUUCUAGUUGAGCUGAGCCAAGGUGUUUACAUUUGGCACCGCAGUAGUGUAGUAUUCUACUACUGUGGGCUUUCCCUUUGGCACCUCAAACAAGCAUUUUCUAAAAGGUUGCCAGAAUUACAAAGUCGUUUAAAAAAAAAAAAUACACGCCAACAAAUGGCUGAAACACACCCCAACAUACUAUUUUCCCGUCACAUUUGACCUCUUGGCUGCAGUACCCUCAGUUAGCGCUUAGCUAGCAACUAGCUUCAAAGCUAACGUCAAGUUAGCGUUGGAGCCGUGCGAAUGAUAACGUUCACAGUGAGACACAACGUCAACCUGAGACGUGUAACGCGCGAAAAAUAAAAAAACACUUUUCGCCUUUCAUGCGGACUUUUUCUUGGAGAGAAUUGACCGGUGGUGCCCGAGUCCACCACCAUGUUGCCGCCGAGCACAAGCCGCCUGCUCCUGGGAAAAGGACUCGCGUUACUCCGUGACUCCUUCCACUCGCCUACUGGUAAGAGACUGCGGGUGUUGGUUGACAUGGACGGCGUCCUGGCCGACUUUGAGGGCGGGUUCUUGAGUAAAUACCGGGCGAGGUAUCCGGAUGAGCCCUACAUCUCCCUGGAGGACAGGAGAGGGUUCUGGGUGUCCACCCAGUAUGGAAGACUCAGGAGUGAUCUUUCUGAGAAAGCCAUCAGUAUAUGGGAGUCCAAGGACUUCUUUAUAGACCUGGAGCCCCUCCCAGGCGGCGUUGAAGCACUGAAGCAGAUGUCCAACAUGGACAAUACAGACGUCUUUAUCUGCACCAGCCCUAUCAAGCAUUUCAAGCACUGCCCUUAUGAAAAGUAUGCGUGGGUAGAAAAGCAUUUGGGACAAGAAUUCCUGGAGCAGGUUAUCCUGACCAGAGACAAGACGGUGGUCAGCGGAGACAUCCUUAUAGACGAUAAGCCUGACAUUUUAGGUGUGGAGCCCAAACCCACGUGGGAUCACGUUUUGUUCACCGCCUGUCACAACAAGCACCUUUCUGUCAGUCCUCCGCAGAGGCGCCUUCAGUCGUGGUCUGAUGACUGGCAGGCCAUCCUGGAGGGCAAAAGAAAGUGACGUACGGCUUCAGUUACAAGCUAAGGCAUCCCAAAUGCAAUUAAGAUCACAUCACCAGCUGUAUUGCCUUUUAUUCGGCUGCAGGUGCUCAUAGAGGAAAUCAUUCACUGAUCCAAAGAAACACUUGACGGUAAAUCCAGAAGUCAAACAAACCACUCUAGUUGAGGUGUCUUAGCCUUAUUUGACCACAAGGAGGCGCUGUGAGACUGAAGCAUGUUUUGAUCCCAAACAAAGUGCAGACUGAACCUAAUGUUAGCUGUAAAUGUGAAAUGUAUCCUCUCAUUGGCACACGUGUGUUCAAUUUCAACUGAUUUUACUUUUUGUGCAUAGGUGCGUAAAUGAGCCAACAAACACUUCCUCUCCACACUCGAUUAGUCACCAAUGGUUGCCUACCAUUUACAGACCAGAUACUGUACGUGCAAUACUGGGCAAUUAGAUAACUAGAAUUAGGUGUGAUAUAGUCAGUGUUCAAAUAGGUUUUUCUUUAAAAAAAAAAAAAAAAAAAAAAA